AUGCCAGAGUUCAUCCAGGAAGAGCAGGCCCUUGCCGGCGUGGCCCAUGCCACAGAGCCUGCCAUCAGACGUGCUGAAAAGGAGGUCGAAAACAGCACCCUCGCAAUGCUGCAGGCCUUGCGAACCGCGAAAAGUGUGCCUGGCAAGGAGCUUUUGAGACUGAUUGAGGAGCACUCCCUCUCUUGUGAGGAAUAUGCCGAAAUACUCCCUCAAGCCUGGAGCAGGGUCAACAAGCUCACGGAAGCUCUGCGCACAGAUCUGCGAGGGUCAGGCUUCAAGGAAUUGCCUGCAGAUGCUGCGACGCAGUCUGGCGUCUUCAGUGAAUUCCUAUCUUCACUGGGUGUGGCGACAGACUUGCCGCAGAAUGUGCCGACGCAGGUAGUGGCUCUGCCUUCCGUCACUCCACUAGAACCUGCUGACCAAGCUAUCGAACUUGGAGUCCUGUUGGACCAUCUGGAGCAAGGACCGGCCAAAGCGCUGCAGGCUGGCCGCAGGCUACAGAGUGAGCUCAAGGAGAUGGUCAGACUGUUGCAGAGGUUGCGGGCUUCCUGGCCAGAACUUCGAGCUUCUGUGGAAGGAGCAUUCGAAUCUGGGACACACAUCAGGACAAAAGACCUAACACAGGCCUUGAAACAGGUCUUGCAGUUCCGAAGACAGCUCAGUGCUGCUGUCCCGAGCAUCGAAGCGCUGUGCGAUUCUCUGGAAGAUGCCACGGAGCAGGUGCGCCAGCGGGAAGAGGAGCGCUUGCGCUUCAAAGCCAUGACGCGGGAAGUUCUCGAUGGUCAGAACAAGGCUCUUGCAGCACGAGUGUCUGCGGUCCUGUGGCUACGUCGCUGUGGUAGAUCAGGUGCAGCGAAGCCAGACCAGUCAAGGUUCGACGUCGAGCAAGCCUCGGAGGCACUCGAACGCAACUUGGAGGCUGCCAAAGACAUGGAGAGUCGGCUCGUGAAAGGGGCUGGAACUGUCAUGAAGAGGGAAGCUUGCCACCAAGUCGUGCAGCGAACUGUUGCCAGGCUGUCCGUUUUGCGCGGCAAAGUCCUGGCUGCCGCGGAGACGGUCAAGACAGCCAGGGCAGACUUAGCCGGAGCACGGCGAAGCAGUCAGCUAGCCUUGACGGAAGCACGGUCACCCAGCAUUCAGAUCGGAAGCAAAAGUUGCAAGACCCAAUCGGCUGUAGAGAAAUUCGUGGCAAGGCAGCGGCAAAUGCUCUGGAGCAGCUCAUGCUAG
Molecule: messenger RNA, 1227 nt
Organism: Symbiodinium pilosum
Lineage: Eukaryota; Dinophyceae; Suessiales; Symbiodiniaceae
Source: the annotation of a GenBank genome assembly